UUCCCCAUUCCCCCCCUCCCGCCCGACCUCAAUCCCCCCGCGACGAGAUGGCCCGCACGAAGCAGACGGCGCGCAAGUCCACCGGCGGCAAGGCCCCGCGGAAGCAGCUGGCGACGAAGGCGGCGCGCAAGUCGGCCCCGGCGACCGGCGGCGUGAAGAAGCCGCACCGCUUCCGCCCGGGCACCGUUGCGCUCCGCGAGAUCCGCAAGUACCAGAAGAGCACGGAGCUGCUCAUCCGCAAGCUCCCCUUCCAGCGCCUGGUCCGCGAGAUCGCGCAGGACUUCAAGACCGACCUCCGGUUCCAGUCCUCGGCGGUCGCCGCGCUGCAGGAGGCCGCGGAGGCGUACCUCGUCGGGCUCUUCGAGGACACCAACCUCUGCGCCAUCCACGCCAAGCGCGUCACCAUCAUGCCCAAGGACAUCCAGCUCGCGCGCCGCAUCCGCGGGGAGCGCGCCUAGGCUCGUCGCCGGUGGCGGCCUGGAUGCUAGUAGUAGCUCGUAGUGGUGGAACUGCGGAAGGAAUGCUGUAACUUGCAGUGCCUGUCAGAUGAUUUCAGCCUCUGGUUUUUACCAAUGGAGAUCUCCUAGGUGUCGUGCUGAAUUCUCUCUCGCGCAUCUUCGUUCUGCUGAUUGGGCUUUACCAGCGGAACGAUUUCUUCGGUGUGUGAUCGGAGCAUGUGAAAUCUCCUGCCUGUGUUGAGCGUUGUGGUCUGUUCCCUGAUGAAGAAGAAAACCAUGGUGCUACCAACGUGGUGUUCGUCUCUCGAUCUCGAUUCUCGAAGACGGCCCUGCUGCAGCAGUGACGUGCUGGGCCGUCAAGGUUGGGCGAUUUCGUAGCUCGGCCCACUGUAGUGAUGACAAAAGCCUAGUUAGCAGCAGUUUUUCAGCCCC
Panicum hallii is the source of this 890-nucleotide messenger RNA. RefSeq names its product histone H3.2. The record is from RefSeq and is a predicted model, not a curated record. Gene Ontology annotation, cellular component: nucleosome. The transcript has a single exon. Gene Ontology annotation, molecular function: protein heterodimerization activity; structural constituent of chromatin; DNA binding. The coding region runs from base 48 to 458 and encodes 136 amino acids. Lineage: Eukaryota; Viridiplantae; Streptophyta; Magnoliopsida; Poales; Poaceae.